CAUGGAGAUAGCAUUUCAUCAUAAAGGGUGCUGCAGACAUGUUGGGUGAAAGAGGGGACACAAAAACGAAGUUUUGGCUGGACAGGAGAGCAAAUAGCAAAGAGAUAUGAGAGUAUAGGCCUAUGGAAGGGGAAUCAAAAACAUCUGUGUGUAGAAUUGGAGUUAGUUACUUAAGAUUACGCAAAGGAAUGGGAUAAACAAAAAUAGGUGCGUAGAGGAGAACGUUAAAAGUAUAAGAGUGUGGACACAGUCUUCAGUAGAGGAAGUGGUGAUUUGUUUUUUAUCAUGACGACUGGAAAUUUAAAAAAAAGAAUGGAUACUGGAGGAGAGUGAUACCUGAAGGUGGCGGGUAUGCGACAUAGUGGGUUGCAAUUGCGGUUAACCCCCCAAAAAAACAGAAGAAGAUGACGGUAUGAGAAACGACAGUAGCAGCAGUCAUUAGGGAUGUUGGGGCGGAACUAAAGUUUGCGCUGCAGUUUCCUUCAGAGCCAUUUAAAUGUCACGGACGCCCGGAAGUGGUUGCAAAUUUAAACAACCAUCACAGCAACAAUAAACGCGUUAUUUCACAUCACAUGCUGUUUGGAAAAUCGGGAAUUUAUGAAAAUUAAGCCAAACCCUUACAUAAAUCUUCUUUAAGGUGCAGACCUUACUGAAGCGGUCCAAGCUGACGGCAACAGUAUGGAGGAAGAAAUAAAGAUGGCUGAGACGGAACAAGGAGAUGUGGCGAGCAAUGAGGAAGAGUCCACUGUAGAAAUGUCCAAUAACAGUCCAGUUAAAAGAGGAAGGGGUAGGCCACAAGGUUCAAAGAAGUUGAAAGUUUCCGUUACAAAUAUUAAACUAACAGAGCAGGUUUCAAGCAUUUCCAACGGUGGGUCCAAACAGGCCCGGCGGGGAAGAGGGCGUCCAAAACUCAUGAAACACACAGUUCAGGAAGGAUCAGGAGACGGCAGUGCUGAUAAUUCUGUGCAAACUCAAGAGUCCAACAAACAGGCCAGUAAUGAAGACAGCCCUACGGCAGACCAUGCUCCUAAGAAAAGAGGCCGGCCAAGAAAAUCUCUUAAUGAAAGCACCUCUAAGAAUGCUGAUGCUAAAGACUUAACAAACGGUGGCUCUGAUACACCAAAAGCAAAAAGGGGUCGUCCAAAAGGAUCCAUGAAGCGCAAGUCAGAAAGUUUAACGAGGGGACAGAAUGAAGGCAGCUCUGUAACGCGUCGGAAACAAAGAGGCUCACUCAAUAAGAAACCCAGGAUAGAGACAAAGGUGAGCAGUGCGGGGGGGCAGGACUCGGAGAAGCCUCAUAGAGGGAGGGGAAGGCCAAAAAAAAUGGUUGUACAGGAGAGCGGGGAUGGCUCCCAGCCAGCUAAGAGGCUAAGGGGUCGCCCUAAAGGCUCUUUAAACAGGAAACCUCCAGCAUAUAAGGUGCAGAGUAAGUUGGUCCAGCCGAAGAGAGGCCCGCCCAAACGAGGGAGGCGCGGUCGACCAAGAAAAGAACCAGCCAAAAGGGGAAGGCCAAGGAAGUACCCUCUGCCAUCACCUGAGGAGCUGAAAAAGCCAAGAGUAUGGAAGCCUCUGGGGAGGCCGAGGAAAUACCCCCGUGUUGAUCCUCCAGAGGGGUCUCAACCAGCCCCUCGCAGAAGCCGUGGUCGGCCUUGCAAGUCAGAGUCCAAGAAAGGCGCUCACUUGCGCAAGAGUUUGCCUGCUUCUUCCUCCUCGCCACACAACCCCAACGUUGGAGCCCCAAGAAAACGGGGCCGUCCCCCAAGUGCUCCAAAAAGUGAUGCUGUCCCAACGCGGAAAAGGGGCCGUCCUAAAGGUUCAGUCAACAGAAAUAAAGCCAGAAAGGAAACGCAGCUCGAAACCGCAGUCCCCAAUAAUUCAAAAGAAGAGAGUGAUUCAUCUCCUGUUGUGGUGGAAUAUGAAGCAGAGCAGGUAGAAGACGAGGUGGAGCACAACACAGAGACGCCGGUCGAGCAAAACGAAGAGACGCCGGUCGAGCAAAACGAAGAGACGCCAAUCGUGCAAAACGAAGAAACGGCCCUCGAGCACGUGGAGAAUACAGAAGAAUCUUUCACUGAUCAGGAUGCAGGCUUUGACGUUAGUAACCAGGCUUGAUGAAUCACCCGGUCUGACCAAAAACAAAACAAUCUUGUCAAUGAAAACACGUUUUUAAACUUUUGUCAGUCGGUUAGCUAGAUAUUCUGCUGGUCUUCUGUUUUCUGACUAACAUGUCCAUCUUGUUCUGUUGUGCUUUUUUAAAAAUUACUUUAUUACUGUCAUCCUAUUAUUAUCUUUUAUGGAACUGGCACUGAUUGUUCCGGUUUACAUUUAGCUUUUAUAUGUAGUGUUGGUCAGUUUUAUUGUAACUGUAAAACGGUUGCUGUUAAUUGAUUUGAAAGAGGAACAAGUCAACAGAAGUAGAAACUAUAAAGAUCUGAAUUUGUGCAUCACAUCUGGGCUAGCAUCCAUUCCACUAGCUUUUGCUACUCAAUACUAUCACUCAUCCUCUAUUUCUUUCAUCACUCUUUCUGAAAAGUUAAAUUAGUUCAUUUGACUUUUAGUUGGCAUAAUUUGACUUUACAAGAAAACAGGAUAACUUGGAAAUGCUUAUUUUUUCCCCCGAUAUUUUUAUUGUAACAAUGUGAAAGGGGUCAAUUGUAGCAAUGAAUGUACAGAGAAUUAUCACCUGGAUCUGCUGCUCCCCCUCGGCUUAACAGAGCGUUAUAGCCAGUGUGAGCUGAUUGUUUAACCCUCUGGCCGCAAACUUUACUGUAAGUUCAUUCUCAUGGUGCAGGAUUUAGCUUUUUUCCACAAAAAAAUUCUUAAAAGCCACUGUACAAAACAGACUGACACAGUUAGCAACUAGUUGUUGAACAAUGUGGAGCGGGACAUUUAGCAGCUAAAUAGCCAGAUAGUUCCCUCAGGAGUUAGUUUAGACCAAAAACUGAGCUAAUAAAGAGUGAAUAUUCGACUAUUGUCCACAAACAUGUCUCCAAAUGAAGGAUAAUAAUUUUGCGUAACUGCUGCAUGUGGAAUAGGCGAAUUUUGGUUCACAAGUUUGCUAAAAACACUUAAAAGGUGCCGAUAUUUCAAGGUUGUGUUGUGCAACAACUUGUUUCCCCUGCCCCGAAGUUACCAACAAAAAUCAGUAUUGCAGGUUUAAGCCUUUACAAAUGCGGAAAUGAAUGAGGUUUUCUUGCUUUUGGAUUAAAAAAAACAGGACAUGCGGUUUAUGUUGGGAAUCAGCAAUAAGAGUUCGAGGGGCCUGCAAGAUAAAAUACGUCCACAUGAUGUCAUGAUUUUCUCAAUGCUAUUUAGUUGGGUUUUUUUUUUUUUGCCUUAAUUGCGAAAGCUUUGAAUGUACCAUCAGUUAGUUACACGGACCAGUGAGUUGUACUGCACAGAUCAGCCUCUCAAGUUUUACUGAACAUACAUUCCCCUACGUGACUUAAAGCUCUGUAUGAAAUCCUUCUCUCCACGCACAGUUACUCUUGUAGUUUCAGUUGUUGCUAUGAUGAUUUUCUCUUAAUGUUAACAUGUAGCUGUGAAGUCUUACUUUUUUUUUUUUUUUUUUUUUUUUUUUUU
Messenger RNA from Anoplopoma fimbria (sablefish), 3582 nucleotides. RefSeq lists its product as uncharacterized. The record is from RefSeq and is a predicted model, not a curated record. NCBI's taxonomy places the organism in Eukaryota, Metazoa, Chordata, Actinopteri, Perciformes, Anoplopomatidae. The transcript has 2 exons. The coding region runs from base 679 to 2112 and encodes 477 amino acids. Gene Ontology annotation, molecular function: DNA binding.